Molecule: messenger RNA, 4293 nt
Organism: Centrocercus urophasianus (Greater sage-grouse)
Lineage: Eukaryota; Metazoa; Chordata; Aves; Galliformes; Phasianidae
Gene: KAT14
Product: lysine acetyltransferase 14
Exons: 10
Coding region: 258-2603 (781 amino acids)
Molecular function (GO): acyltransferase activity, transferring groups other than amino-acyl groups
Source: RefSeq, a predicted model, not a curated record
UGUCAGAGGUUUGAUUCAAGGCACUUGUGAUGAUUGCAUUCUAAGUACUUUCAAGUAUUUCAGUAAACAAAGAUCAGCUGUGGAAGACUGUUUCUUUCAGACACGUUGUAUUCCUGUACCAAAAGCCAUAGGGCACACACAAAAUAUUUCUUCCAUCACCAGUACUUGUGGAGACUUGGCGCAUCCAGUGUGGAUGGACUUGUGAAUGCGGGGAGGACGGGCUCAUGCAAACCCCAUCCUGCUGUAGGCCAUGAAGGAUGGCUAAUAACGUCCACAUGAGCGGGCUGCUGAGCCGCCAUGACGAUGAAGCCACGAGGACUUCGACUUCGGAGGGCUUGGAGGAGGGUGAGGUGGAAGGGGAAACCCUCCUGAUUGUAGAGUCUGAGGACCAGGCCUCGGUGGAUUUAUCCCAUGACCAGAGUGGAGACUCACUGAACAGUGAUGAAGGUGAUGCGUCCUGGAUGGAGGAGAUGUCCUACUACUGCGAGAAGUGCCAGAAGUGGAUUCCAGCAAGUCAACUGAGAGAACAGCUCAGCUAUCUCAAAGGAGAUAACUUUUUCAGAUUUACUUGCUCAGAUUGCUCAGAAGAUGGAAAAGAACAAUUUGAGCGGCUGAGAUUAACUUGGCAACAAGUUGUCAUGCUGGCAAUGUACAAUUUGUCUCUGGAAGGAACUGGCCGUCAGGGGUACUUCAGAUGGAAAGAAGAUAUUUGUGCUUUUAUUGAGAAACACUGGACUUUCUUAUUAGGAAACAGGAAAAAGACCUCGACAUGGUGGAGCACAGUUGCUGGCUGUCUCUCUGUGGGGAGCCCCUUGUAUUUCCGCUCAGGAGCCCAGGAAUUUGGAGAACCAGGGUGGUGGAAACUGGUUCAUAAUAAACCCCCAACAAUGAAACCUGAAGGGGAAAAGCUGUCUGCAUCUACACUAAAGGCGAAAGCAGCUUCAAAGCCACCUCUGGAUCCCAUCAUUACUGUGGAAGGUCUCAGGAAACGGGUGAGCCGCAAUCCAGUUGAAUCGGCCAUGGAGCUGAAGGAGAAGAGGUCUCGCACUCAGGAAGCCAAGGAUAUUCGGAGAGCCCAGAAGGAGGCAGCCGGCUUCCUGGACCGUAGCACUUCCUCCACUCCUGUUAAAUUCUCCAGUCGAGGCCGUCGUCCCGAUAUUGUCCUUGAGAAAGGAGAGGUGAUUGACUUUUCUUCUUUGAGCUCUUCAGAUCGCACUCCUCUGACAAGCCCUUCUCCUUCCCCAUCUCUGGAUUUCUCUGCUCCUGGCACGCCAGCCUCACAUUCAGCUACUCCUAGCCUUCUCUCAGAAGCAGAUCUCAUCCCUGAUGUCAUGCCACCACAGGCCCUGUUUCAUGAUGAUGAGGAGAUGGAAGGAGAUGGAGUCAUAGACCCAGGAAUAGAGUAUGUGCCUCCCCCAAGUGGGACUGCUGGUGCUGGGACCAUGAUAGCAAGUAGAAAAAAAGUGAAGACAGCUGAGCAGAUCAAGCAAGAAGUGGAGAGUGAAGAAGAAAAAACAGAAAGGAUGGAAGGUGACAGUGAAGAUCCUGAAGAGUCAAACACGCCUCUGCAGUUGAGGGGAAGAGACAAGAGGAAACCACAGCUGGAGAAGGAUGCCAAACCCAGAGCUCCCAAGCAUACCUCUGUUAGCAUCUAUGAGGAGAAGCUGCUGCUGAAGAGACUGGAAGCCUGUCCCAAUGCCCUGAGCAUGACCCCAGAGGCCCGGAGACUGAGGCGCAAGCUGAUAGUCAGGCAAGCCAAGAGGGAAAGGGGGCUGCCACUUUUUGACUUGGACCAGGUCGUGAAUGCUGCACUGCUCUUGGUUGAUGGGAUUUAUGGAGCCAAAGAAGGUGUUUCCAGGUCCCCAGUAGGGCAAGCGACCUACAGAACUACGAGUCAAGACUUCAGGAUCUUGGACAGAUACCAAACAGUGCUGCCUGCCAUGAAAGGAUAUCGACAGCAGACAACAAAGUUCCUGUAUCGACUGGUAGGGUCAGAAGACCUGCUUCCAGACCACAGCAUUGUCAGUCCUUACACGUCUCGUGUCCUGAAACCGUACAUCAGGCGUGAUUAUGAGACAAAGCCCCCCAAACUGAAGCUGCUGGCAGAAAUCUGGGCGUAUCCACACAGGAAUGAUCUCAGCUGGAAGGCUGAGCCAGAAGCACCCAUUGAUUACUGCUACGUUCGCCCUAAUCACAUCCCUACUAUAAACUCUAUGUGCCACGAAUUCUUCUGGCCUGGAAUUGAUUUGUCAGAAUGCCUACAGUAUCCAGACUUCAGUGUUGUUGUCCUUUACAAAAAAGUUAUCAUUGCCUUUGGCUUUAUGGUGCCAGAUGUGAAAUACAAUGAAGCUUACAUCUCUUUUCUGUUUGUUCACCCUGAGUGGAGAAGAGCUGGAAUUGCAACCUUCAUGAUUUAUCAUCUUAUCCAGACCUGCAUGGGCAAAGAUGUAACCCUUCACGUCUCUGCAAGCAACCCCGCCAUGCUGCUCUACCAAAAAUUUGGAUUUAAGACUGAAGAAUACAUUUUGGAUUUUUAUGACAAAUAUUAUCCCUUGGACAGUAAGGAGUGCAAGCAUGCAUUCUUUCUCAGACUGCGGCGCUGAUCUACCAGAGCCACUGUGGGAUCUGUGAAAAGCCCAGCCUGUCGAGCAAGGUAUUACCGUGGCUUUCAGCAGAGGAUGCUGGCUGUCACAGGAGAGCUGGAACGCACAUUGGCCUUUUUCGAUAGGACUUCUAAGAUCAACAGUGCUAUGUUGUGUGCUGCAAGUGCAAUCCAAGAGGAUUGAUUCACACUCUCUGAGGGACAGGCCCAGAAAUGCCAACAGAAACAUGCUGAAGCCACUGAAAGACAGAGAUUCUUAUGCAGUUUUCCUGACACUUUGGGGAUUGCCACUGGAGAAAAAGGGAAGGAAAAAAAAACCCAAAAAACAAAAACACCAGAACUUGUCACUUCAGAGGAGCCCCAUGGAUUUCAAAUUUUGAAACCUAUCCCAAGUUACAGGGUUUUUGUUUAUGUUUUGUUUAUGGAAAAUGAACAUCUAAACUUAAGUCAUCUACAGUGUUUCUGUGAUUUGAUUGCUCUGUUAGGAGCCACGUCUUGAAUCCAUGAAGGGGAGUCCAAUAUCAGUGACAUAGUUGGAUUCAGACUUUAGGAAAGCUCUGCAUGGGCCAGAAUAGCAAUACUGAGGCUGUGUUUUAGAAUAAUGAAGUGUGUGUGAACUUGCGUGAUCCUAAGUGGAAGACCCAGAGGAGAUGUCUUUGUUCUGCUCCUUCCCUGUGGCCUUCUUCACCCUUGUUGACUCUGUGCUCAUUGUGAAGUUCUUGUAACACGCAGUGUUUUGAGUUCAGGAACAAGAUGUCAGGUGGGUUUGUAGCUAGGUGAGAUAGAAUACAGCAGCUGCUACAUGAGCUCUUUGAGAUCUUACAGCUUAUCUGCCGGUUCUUGAUACUGAAGAUCAGCCUUUUGGGCUCACCUCUAACCGCAGAGCCAGCCUCACAGGCUCCAGCCAGUAUCUGCCUCCUCCUGCUGUAGAGGAGCACUCUGGCUAGAAGAAAGCAGGAGCAAAAGUCAGUGGUUUGAAAUUCAGGCUCUGGUUUGUAGAACCAACCUGUUUGUAGCUUGGAGAGAAAGAGCAGAGGUGAGCUGGUUCCAGUUCACUGAAGCGUUUAGAUUCUGUUUUCAUGGCUCGUAGUAAAGAGGAGAGCAAAGAAUAAAAAAUAAUAGCCAAGAAUUUAAGGAAAAACAAAAUACAACAGUUAGUCUGAUACCAGGGUAUACCAGCCCUUUUAUACACUUCAGCAGCAGCUUUCUCUCUGAUUUUUUUUUUUUUUUUUUUAAACUGCAGAAGAGCAGGAAGUUGGCACUUCUCUCUGCUUUCUGACUGAAGGCUGUCAGUGUGUUUUAAGUAUGAAUCAUAUUCUCUGCCUUGUACCUUUUGCAUCAAGACCCACAGAGAGCUGCACAACAAAUAUAUGUUUUAAAUCUACUGUGUAUACCUUUUAGGUACUUGGCUAUUGUAUUGCCUUAAUGGCCUCUUCAUGUUGGUAACAGCAGGAAGGUGGACAUGUAGUAUGCUUUUGUGUAGCUGAUGUGUAUCUCCAUCCAAUCAAAACCAGUGUUAGUGGGAGGAAAUAAGAACCCAUCCAAGAACUGUGACCUAACAUCCAUGCACAUUUCAGCCUGCUUGAUGACUGUGAAAAUUUUCCAUGUUACUGGUGUUAGGAAUUAGCUGUACUUGGAAAGGAAAAAAAUGUCUUUUUGAAUGGAAUUAAAGUAAAGCCCUUCCCUUGAAA